AUGAAGCUGACUACCCUCCCUCUGGCAGUCCUCAAUGGUUGGUACCUGGCAGCAGGCGUCCAUGCUGCUACAAAUGUGACAUUCGUCCCCCUCGCGCCGUACUUCAACAACCAGGCAUUCGGUGCCUAUCCCGGAGAGACCUCCUUUGACGCGCUAAACGAGUCCUACCCGGACCCCAGCAUCAUCGGCAUCAAUGGCACCUACACAUCCACGCAGACCGGGAUCGUGUACGACUUUCCCGGGUAUCGCCCUUCGCUGCCCGAUAACAUCAUCUGCGCGGGCCAAACGAUCGCUGUGCCCUCCGAGCAGUACUUCUCGGCCUCGAUGUUGGUGACCUCAGACCUGGAACUGUCCACUGUGUCCGGCAACGUGACCUAUACGUACUCGGACAAUUCCACAUGGACGUCGGAGCUGCGCAGCUUGCCCUGGUGGGCAUUCCUGACCAUCAACCGCGGUGAGAUCAUCUUCCCGUACCGCUACACUUCCAACGACACCAACUUCAACACCUCCCACAUCUUCGAGUACACUGCAGCCCUCGACCCCAGCAAGACGCUCCGCUCCAUCACGCUGCCCGUCACCACCAAUGUCACCACCGGCCGUCUGCAUGUGUUCUCCGUCUCCCUGUGGAGAUCGCCCGCCUCCUCCGCACAGGUCCAGUUCGUCCGCCCGACACAGAAAUGGACCGAGAGGGGCAACCAAGUGGUCGAGGUGACCGUCAACAACCAGGGGUCCGAGUGCAUUGCAGGGUCCGGCCUGACCAUCUCCCUCGCCAUGUCCGGCAUUCGAACCAUCGAGCCUGGACACAUCAAACGCCUCUGCCCGGGGGACCAGAAACGGGUCGAUAUCGGCGUGAACGGCACGGCUAACGGAACCGCCACCAUCGUGCUGAACAGCAACAACGGCGGCCUGUCCAUCCAGCGCCAGCCCUACGCGCACCACCUCUCCCUUGGACUCACCGAAUGGACCUCCGACCUCGCCAGCCUCUCCCAACACGAGAGCCCGCAAUGGUUCGACGACGCCAAAUUCGGGAUCAUGAUCCACUGGGGCCCAUACUCCGUGCCAGGCUGGGGCAACUCGACCCCAUGGGAAAGCUAUGCCGAAUGGUUCUGGUGGUACACUACGCACCGCAUCGCCGACAAAUCCGACACAUACGACUACCGGCUGCGCACCUUCGGGCCGGAUUGGAACUACGACAACGGAUUCCCAAACUUCACGGCCUCCAACUUCGACCCCAAAGCAUGGGUGGACCUGAUCGAGGCGUCGGGGGCGAAAUACUUCGUGUUGACCACCAAACACCACGACGGGUUCGCCCUCUUCGACACGCAGAACACGACCGACCGGUCCGCCCUGCACUACGGACCGCAGCGCGACCUGGUGGGCGAGCUCUUCGCCGCCGCCGCCACCUACCACCCCACCCUCAAGCGAGGGACGUACUUCUCCCUCCCGGAAUGGUUCAACCCCGACUUCGGCCCCUACGGCUUCGCGCAAACCUCCAGCCCCACCUCCACGAGCUGGCCCGGCAUCAUCGCCCGCAACCCCUACACGGGGCUCGACGAGCCCUACACCGGACGCAUCCCGGUGCAGGAUUUCAUCUGGGACCUGAUGGUCCCCCAGAUGUCCAUCCUGGCCCACAACUACUCGACCGACAUCAUGUGGUGUGACUGUGGCGCCGCCAACGGGACUGCCCCCUUCGCCGCCGAAUGGUUCAACGCUGCGCGCGCCCAGAACCGCCAGGUCACGAUCAAUUCGCGCUGCGGCGUGGCCGAGAUCGCUGACUUUGACACCCCCGAGUACGCGACGUUCAGCUCGGCGCAGCUGCGCAAGUGGGAGUCCAACAUGGGCAUGGAUCCCUACAGUUAUGGGUAUAACCGUGCCACGGCGGCGGGGAGCUACAUGAAUGCCUCGACGAUUGUCUCGGAUCUGGUCGACAUGGCGAGUAAGAACGGAAACUUCCUGCUGGACGUGGGACCGAGGGCGGAUGGGACGAUUGUGGAGGCGGAGGAGAGGGAGUUGAGGCUGGCUGGGACCUGGAUUCAUGCGCACGCCGAGGCCGUGUUUAAUACCUCGUAUUGGUUUGUCAUGAGUGAGGUCCAGGACUCCGGGGUGAGGUUUACGCAGACGGACGACGCGUUUUAUGUCUUGUUCCUGCAGGACCCCGGGACGGGCCGCGUGUGGGUGGAUGCGCCUCUGCCCGUGGUGGAGGGCGAUGAGGUCGUGGUUUUGCGGGGUGGUGAUGAUGGUGAUGUUGGGGUGAGCUGGGAGAUUGCGGACGGUGGCCAGGGUGUCGUGUUUAAUGUGCCAGAAGAUGCGUGGAAGGAGGAGCAGUUUUGUUGGGUGCUGAAGAUCAAGUAUCUUGGUUGAUGGACGUGUAGACCUAGUAUAUCGUGACGGCUGAG
Molecule: messenger RNA, 2396 nt
Organism: Aspergillus heteromorphus CBS 117.55
Lineage: Eukaryota; Fungi; Ascomycota; Eurotiomycetes; Eurotiales; Aspergillaceae
Product: alpha-L-fucosidase
Exons: 3
Coding region: 1-2361 (786 amino acids)
Biological process (GO): glycoside catabolic process; fucose metabolic process
Cellular component (GO): lysosome
Molecular function (GO): alpha-L-fucosidase activity
Source: RefSeq, a predicted model, not a curated record